This is a messenger RNA of Sclerotinia sclerotiorum 1980 UF-70, 1455 nucleotides long. RefSeq lists its product as hypothetical. The coding region runs from base 1 to 1455 and encodes 484 amino acids. The transcript is spliced from 3 exons. The record is from RefSeq and is a predicted model, not a curated record. NCBI's taxonomy places the organism in Eukaryota, Fungi, Ascomycota, Leotiomycetes, Helotiales, Sclerotiniaceae.
AUGGGUGAAUCUCGACUCAUAUUAGAAGAUCAACACUACAAGGAAAUAGCAACGAUAGCUCAAAAGCGUCGAGCUGAUUCUUUACCAAAAGAAUAUCUUCUUCCCGGGGAAGCUCUAAAAACCCUUCCACGAAAUGUUACUAAUAUCCCAAGAUCGUCUGGUCAUUUCACCCAUGAGGAAUUAGAGAUUAUUGAAUCAGAUGCGGAAGCUAUACUUCAAAAGAUUAAAGACAAAAUAUGGACGUCUGUUGAAGUUACCAAGGCAUUUUCUAAGGCUGCUGUUGUUGCCCAUCAAUUGACAAACUGUUUAACAGAAAUUCUCAUUCCGGAAGCUCUUAAACGAGCAGAAUUUCUAGAUGAAUAUCUCUCCAAAACUGGAGAUAUCAUAGGUCCACUCCAUGGUCUUCCAAUCUCCCUAAAAGAUUGCUUCAUAACACCACCUCAUCCAUCUUCUAUUGGUAUGGCAUGCUAUGCCAAUGUUCCCACCAAUGCAAAAGACGAAACGGUUUUAGUUUCUUUGUUAGCGAAGCUUGGUGCUAUUUUCUAUGUAAAGACUGCAGUACCGGUUGCGAUGAUGAUGAUGGAGACAAUCUCAAAUGUAUGGGGCGAAACUAAUGGUGCUUAUCAUAUAGGCACGACUUCAGGAGGAAGUUCUGGUGGUGAAGGUGUGCUUUUGGCUAUGAGGGGUAGUCCUUUGGGUAUUGGCACGGAUAUUGGUGGUAGUAUCAGGAUUCCUAGUGCUUUUAAUGGACUUUUUGGAUUGAAACCUACCGUUCAUCCGCCUAUUGCUCGCGGACUCGCACUUACAAAACGAGCCCUAGAAGCAGCUGGUCACGAGGUCUUCGAGUGGGAACCUACCAAUCAUCCCGAAAUGGCCAAGGAAAUGAAUAAUUCCUUCUACACAUUAGGUGGAGCCGCUAUUCUCGAAUUAACGCGUAAACACGACGAGCCUGUAUUCGAAAGUAUGAAAAAUUACGAAUUCGCCUACGACCAGGGUGAACAUGGGACAUUGGGACCAACGAAGUUAAGAGAGAUGAUUACGAGGAGAAAUGCUUACCAGAAGGAGUAUUUAGAUCGAUGGACAAGUACGGGGAAAGAUGGAAAGGAUGUUAUGGAUGCGAUUAUUAUGCCUGCUAGUCCGUGGACGGCACCAAGAUUGGGUAUCACGCAAACGGAUGCUUUUUGUGUGAAUUUUACGGGUGUCUGGAAUUUGUUGGAUUAUCCGGCUUGUACUUUUCCGGUUAUGUUUGCGGAUGAGAGGGUGGAUAAGAGGAGGGGUGAGGAGUGGAUGCCGUUGUGUGAGAAGGAUGGGUUGUUGCAGGGGGAUUAUGAGGAGCGGUUUUAUCAUGGGACGCCCGUGGCGUUGCAGUGUGUGGGGAGGAGGUUGGAGGAUGAGAAGGUGCUGGAGAUGGUGGGGGUUAUUGGGGAGGUGUUGAGGGGGGUGGGGUGUGGGUAG